Molecule: messenger RNA, 2272 nt
Organism: Nerophis lumbriciformis (worm pipefish)
Lineage: Eukaryota; Metazoa; Chordata; Actinopteri; Syngnathiformes; Syngnathidae
Source: RefSeq, a predicted model, not a curated record
AGUUAGCUUAGCUUGUUAGCUGCUAACAAAGAGAGAUGAAAACACAUCGCUAAGCAGAGAUCAAGUGUGAGUGUAAAGUGUUGUGAUUGUGUGAAAAUGUGCGAAAGAACCAUAGCAGAGUACGAGGAGGAACUUUGUCCAACAAAAGAGGAGAAGGAGCGACAACAUGAAAAACAUCAAGUUGUGUUACACACAACAGACAUCCAUCAGCUGAUUGGACACCAAGAAGAAUGUCUCCCUCAUCUGCAGGGGGACAGUUUCACUUCGGAGGAUCCACAGCCCUCACACAUGAAAGAGGAAGAGGAGGGAGAGUGUCCUGUAGGGCAGGAGGAGGAUGAUGUCAGCAAGUUUCCACUGACUGUUGUCUCUGUGAAGACUGAAGAGCAUGAAGACAAAGCACCUGAGUCCUCACAGCUUCAUCACAGUCCAAACGUCCAGCAGCCCCCCAACAUUAAAGAGGAAGAGGAUAAUCCACAGCCCACCUACAUUAAAGAGGAAGAGCAUGAAGACAAAGCACCUGAGUCCUCACAGCUUCAUCACAACGUCUGUGAAGAACAAUUUCUGCCUGAAAAACAGGAGAGUAGCUUCAGGAUGUUGAAGGAGGAUCCACCAAAGAGGAAGACCAGGCACCACGGACCCUCUGGCGUCUCCUUUUCCUCUUUGACACAGACCCUGCCCUGUAAAAAGGAAGAGGAAGACUCACUGAUCCCCCACAUUAAAGAGGAAGAGGAGGAACACAGCAUCAGUCAGGAGGGAGAUCAUAUUGAAGGACUGGUGGACUUCCCAGUGACUGGUGUCCCUGUGAAGAGUGAAGAUGAUGAGGUCAAAGGUGAAAGUGAGGAGAAGAGAGAGGCGGAGCCUCCAAGCAGCAGCUCAACACAACACAUGACAACAGAAGCUGAUGGAGACCACUGUGGAGGAUCACAAGCAGACAAGAUCUUAGCUCCACUAUCAGAUAGUGAGGACACAACGUCACACUCUCCUGACACUGAUGAUGAACACUCUAAAGAUGAUGCAACAUGUCACACUGACAACACUCACUUCACUUGCUCUCACUGUGACAAAACUUUUAAAUACCAUAGUUCUCUGAAAAGACACAUGAGAACACACACUGGAGAAAAAACUUUUAUCUGUUCAAUCUGUAGUAAAGGUUUUGUAGAAAGUCACACAUUGAAAGUACACAUGAAAACACACACUAGUGAAAAAACUUUUUAUUGUUCAAUCUGUGGUAAAGGUUUUACACAAUGGCAAUCUUUCAAAAAACACUUGAGAACACACACUGGUGAAAAACCCCUUUCCUGUUCAACCUGUGGUAAAGGUUUUACACAAAGUCAACAUUUGAAAGGACACAUGAGAACACACACUGGUGAAAAACCCUUUUACUGUUCAACCUGUGGUAAAGGUUUUACACAAAGUCAAAAUUUGAAAACACACUUGAGAGUACACACUGGUGAAAAACCAUUUUCCUGUUCAAACUGUGGUAAAGGUUUUACACAAAGUCAAUAUUUGAAAGUACACAUGAGAACACACACUGGUGAAAAACCUUUUUCCUGUUCAACUUGUGGUAAAGAGUUUACACAAAGUCAGAGUGUGAAAAUGCACAUGAGAAAACACACUGGUGAAAAACCUUUUUCCUGUUCAACUUGUGGUAAAGGAUUUACACAAAGGCAAUCUUUGAAAAGACACAUGAGAAGACACCCAGGAGAGAAAGUGUUGAGUUGCAGUGUGUGUGGUGAAAGAUUGUCUUCUAAGUACCAGUGUAAGAAACACAAGUGUGCUGGUGAGAACAGCAGCAGCAAAUGAAACUGCAGGAUUUGAAAUAAACUGUCAAGACUUUAAUGUUGACUUUCUAACAACAUCAGCACAUAUAACAUGUGUGACAUUGUUGUUGUUUGUGUAACUAUCUUUUUAAUAUGCUCCUACAUUUAUAGAUUAGAUAGUUUGAAAUAUUGAAGUAUUCCAUAUUUGUAUUUCUACUUGUUAAUGAUCCCAUAGAUUAGCACCUUUAUAUGAUGUACAUAUGUACUGGUUCACAUGUGAAACAUCUUCUGGACCACUUCAGGAAGCAUAUUAUUAUUUACUUUAUACAUCAUUUGAACACUUGUCUUUUAUACCAUUUUAAAAUGUGUGACUUUAUGAAUUAUUUGUUGGGUCUCUAUAAUCCAUUUUAUUAAUGAUCUUUAUUACUCUCUUUUGUAAUAUGAUGAUUGUUUUAUAUGUAUGUCCCCAGACCUUUAUGCAAUAUAAAAGUGAGAGAAAAAGGCUGAAUUGU